This is a messenger RNA of Cuscuta europaea, 1579 nucleotides long. Lineage: Eukaryota; Viridiplantae; Streptophyta; Magnoliopsida; Solanales; Convolvulaceae. The record is from the annotation of a GenBank genome assembly.
AUUAGGCCGAAGGAGUAUAUACCAUGAGCCAUUGGAGUGUAUACACCAAGAGUGUGUCAGCUGGUUUCAAUUAUUGCGACUCACUUCACUGGUGAUGGCAAGCAUGGCUUCUUCUACCUUGGCUUUCUCCCUCACCAAAACUACUUUUUUGAAUGCUCAGAAGUCGUUCAUUAAUGAAGCCACCCCUCCUUCACAAUCAAGCUCGUCCUCUUGCACACGACGGCGAUCCAUUCCAAGGAUCUCCAUGUCUGCUUCUGCUGCUGCUAGAUCUACUUCCCCACCUUACGAUCUCAAAAGUUUCACUUUUGACUCCAUCAAGGAGUCCAUCGUUUCUCGCGAGAUGACCAGAAGGUACAUGAUGGACAUGAUCACCUACGCCGACACGGAUGUUGUCAUUAUUGGUGCUGGCUCUGCUGGUCUAUCUUGCGCUUAUGAGCUCAGUAAGAACCCUAACGUACAGGUGGCGAUAAUUGAGCAGUCAGUGAGCCCUGGAGGAGGGGCUUGGCUUGGGGGGCAACUCUUUUCAGCGAUGGUGGUCCGCAAGCCAGCACACCUCUUCUUGGAUGAGCUGGACGUGCCGUACGAUGAGCAAGACACCUACGUGGUCAUAAAACAUGCAGCCCUCUUCACCUCAACCAUAAUGAGCAAGCUGUUGGCUAGGCCGAAUGUGAAGCUGUUCAACGCCGUGGCGGUGGAGGACUUGAUAGUGAAGGGCGGGAGAGUGGGCGGGGUGGUCACGAACUGGGCUUUGGUGUCCAUGAACCACGACACACAGUCGUGCAUGGACCCAAACGUCAUGGAGGCUAAAGUGGUAGUUAGUUCAUGUGGGCACGAUGGUCCAUUUGGGGCCACAGGGGUCAAGAGGCUCAAGGACAUUGGAAUGAUCGAUGCGGUUCCCGGGAUGAAAGCUUUGGAUAUGAAUGAGGCAGAGGAUGCGAUCGUGAGGCUCACAAGAGAGGUUGUGCCAGGGAUGAUUGUCACCGGGAUGGAAGUUGCAGAGAUUGAUGGUGCACCAAGAAUGGGGCCUACCUUUGGAGCAAUGAUGAUAUCAGGGCAGAAGGCAGCUCACCUGGCACUGAAAUCUCUAGGGAUGCCUAAUGCAGUUGAUGAUGGAACACCAGUGGGAGGCACCCACCAGCCUGAGCUUGUCAUGGCAGCCGUGACCUCUGAUUCUGAGAGUGUCAAUGCUUAGCAAGGAAAGUGGGACCAUAAUAAUGAUAAUAAGAGAUUAAGAGUAAUAAUAAAGAAAGCAGGCGCAGAGUGUAUGUUUUCUUGCCAUGGGGCAAGAACAUUUCCUUUUACUUUUCGCCAUGUAAAAUGCUUGUGCCCAGGCCUUCUUCUUUCUUGUUUUUUGAUGAUGUUGGAUAUGUUAAUGAUAAAGCUGUAUUUCUUCAUCUUCCUCUUAUCGUUAGUGAGCAUGCAAAAGUUCAUUUACAUUGUACAUAGUAGGACGACAAGCAGCGGCCUUAAUUUAUAUAAAUAAUAAAAAUACUGGAAUAAUGUGAUUUAUUACUAUGUGAUAAUUUGAUAUGCUAGAGCAGCGUUGUAUCCAGGGACGGAUCUAGAUUUUUGAUCAAAG